GUAUUUUGUACCAUUUAUUCUGGACAGAGGGGUUUGUAAUGGUUGAUGGCUACAUUGUGGAACAGAUGUAGCUUUAAACCAUUCUACUUGUCAAGAAGUAUAAAGUCGCUCAGCAGAUAUUCAUCAACAGCCAAUUAUUGUGUCAAUCUUGUCAGGUAAAUAUAUACAUAUAAAAAUUAAUACUAGAUUACUGGUUAAAAAGUCAUGGACUUCAUAUUCCAGAGGUUUUUCAUUUUGCUUAUAUUGGAAAUUUUACACCAGAGAUUUCAAAAAUUUAAUAGUAAAGAUAUAGAAAGCGUCAAAGUUGAGCACCUGUUAUCUCGGUUGGGGCUUUACAAUACAGACUUCACACACUGGUAUGGCACAAAGCCAGCCAGGUUUUAGUGAGAUGCUGCCUUUAUUUUUAGGGAUCAAACUAACAGCUUUCAAUCAUUGCAAUUUGCACAUUGUCUUGGUUGGAAAAUUGCAAAUCACAUCUCCAAAUGAUGUGCAAACUUUAUAUUCCAAACUCAACACAUCAAGGUCAAAUUUGCAUGUUUUCCCUAUUUUAUUUUUGUACUAAAAGAGUAUUGCUGAAACAUUAUUGUGACGUAGGCUUCCUGAUUAAAAAUUGCUUGAAUUGAAUUGCAAACUUCGCAAUGUGUUUGAAAUUCUUUCAACAUAUUCACAAAAUUUGCGACACAAAUGGCUGCCGUUUUGUCAGUGCUUCCACUUUGCAAAUGUGGAAUUUCCUUGCAAUUUUGAUGAAUAUAAUUAAUUUCCUCCCACCCCAACCUCGUCCCCAAGGAAGAAGACCCUAGGGGCUGGGGACGAAGUUGCUCUCUGACCCAAACCCCAUUCUUGUACCCAGAGCCCUUCUUUUGCAUGUUCGACCGAGUGUGACGAGGGGCUCUGGCCAAACCCAUAACCAGAUACCAUAAAAACAUGGUAAGAAAACAAUGUCCGGUGUUAGAACUAGCCAAUCAGAUGCCAGUUCGGAUAUGGAUUUGGCCAGAGCCGCUUGUCGCACCGCGCGUAAGAAGGUCUCUGGGUACGAGAAUGACCCAAACCCUCUCUUCUCGGCUGAGCCUUACAAAUUUUUAGUCAAAUAAAACACCCCUCUGACUAAAAUACGCCGGGUAUAAUGGGAAGACGUAGAAAGCUACAUAAGGCUCUGCCAUAUAAUAUUUCUAUCAUGGCGUCAAUUAUAUAAGAUACCAUCUCACAUCCCGCGUUGUGCAUCACUGAAUGUCCUCUACUUUCCCUAUGUUAUCACUGCAAUUCUCUACUAUCCUUAUGUACCACCACAAUAUAUUUUAAUUUUAGACUCUGUGGAGGAGAGUGCCCAAACCCUCUUCCCUGGUUAUUAAUUCCUAUUAAAUUUCAUCUUGUAAACAUAUAUAUGGGACUGGCCUCAAUGAGGCCCUGCGAAUCCGGUGCAGCGCUGUAACUGACCGAGCUACAGAGGGUUGGUCUCAAAGCAGCUAGAUUGUGUUUAUUUUAUUAUUUUUAGGCAACAUGAUUUUGAAAAUUAUCUCUGUUGUCUGUUGGUCAACAAGGAGAGUCGUCACUCAAUAUUUGCAGUCAGGGCUUUCAAUGUUGAAAUAGCAAAAGUGAGUGGCGAUACAAACUAAUGCAGUGUGGCCUAUUUGUGGACUUGAGUAAUGUAUGACUUGAGAACCCUUGACACAAUUACAGAAAGUGUUCGGCCAGGAUCUGAAAUUAGCCACCCAAGCUAUAAAUCAUCGGCAUCAACAAAACUCCAAUCGGAACGUAUUGUGUAUUAACCCAUUGAGUGGCAGCACUCUCCACUUGACGAGUAAAAUCACCUGCCGUUAGACAGAGUAAAAUACUAAAGUAGUCAGACAAAUACAAAUCCGGCCAGAUUUGAAAUCCGGUGCACCCCUAAAAGUAGGGUGCAUCAGGGUGCAUGCAUUGCCACUUAAAGGGUUAAGGGGAUGCAUGGGCAGUUUGUUUGGUUAACCCAUUGAGUGGCAGCACUCUUCACUUGAGAAGUAAAAUCGUCUGGCGUUAGAGAGAGUAAAAUACUAAUUAAAAGUAAUGUGCAUCAGGGUGCAUGCAUUGCCACUUAAAGGGUUAAGGGGAUGCAUGGGCAGUUUGUAUGGUUAACCCAUUGAGUGGUAGCACUCUCCACUUGACGAAUAAAAUCACCUGCCAUUAGACAGAGUAAAAUACUAAAGUAGGGCACGUCAGGGUGCAUGCAUUGCCACUUAAAGGGUUAAGGGGAUGCAUGGGCAGUUUGUUUGCCCAUUGAGUGGCAGGACUCUCCACUUGACGAGUAAAAUACUCUGGCGUUAGACAGCGUAAAAUACUGAAGUAUAGGGUGCAUCAGGGUGACUUUGACCAAUUAUUGAGUGUGCAUUGCCACUUAAAGGGUUAAUGAAAUGUUAUUAUUAUUGUAGGUACUGUUUGGCAGUGAGAGAUUAAUAAAUAUGAAUUUCAUCGUUUUCAGAUAUGUGACUCCACCACUGUGGAAACGAUUGGCAAAAUGAAGAUACAGUUCUGGAAAGAUACAAUAGAUAGCAUUUAUACAAAGGUAGAACUUAAAUAUUAAAAGACAACGUUUUCCUUGUCAUGUUGCCUCUUACAUGCAGGGAUGGAUUCACUGGGGUUGCACCCCCCUAGCCCUGGGCAGGGGGGCGGUGCUAUUUUUCAUGAUAAAGCAAAAAAUUAUUAGAGGCAAAAUGAGGUACUGCAGUAAUUUGAGUAAUAACAUGAUGAUAAGCAAACUGUGAACAACAAUUACAAUUCAAAUACAGUAGCCAACCAAGACAUUGCGGUUAGUGAAGCAAGUGGAUGGGUGGGCGGCGGCGCACAUGACCGACAUAACUCGGCACCAGAGCUGGCAGAGCACCCUCCCCUACAAGAUCAUGCUGGAUCCAUCCCUGCUUACAUGCUCACUUCUUUAAUUGGGACAUUAAUUUGUGUUUACAAGAUUUAUGGAAUCGUUUGAUUGUUUGAUAUAUAUAUUUCAGGGGAUAUGUCCAGAUCAUCCAGUUGCGAAAGAACUGCAAAAGGUACCAAAAGAUUUUUGUAAUACUCAUCGUAUAUAGCUAAGGAAUAAGAUACUGAGCU
This is a messenger RNA of Paramuricea clavata, 3075 nucleotides long. Lineage: Eukaryota; Metazoa; Cnidaria; Anthozoa; Malacalcyonacea; Plexauridae. The record is from the annotation of a GenBank genome assembly.